Molecule: messenger RNA, 4685 nt
Organism: Vollenhovia emeryi
Lineage: Eukaryota; Metazoa; Arthropoda; Insecta; Hymenoptera; Formicidae
Exons: 4
Coding region: 552-1709 (385 amino acids)
Source: RefSeq, a predicted model, not a curated record
AGGAGGUCCGAAUCGCGUGGGGUGCGGCGAAACUAGAGGAGAGCACGGCUAUCGAUCGAUAGCGACGCCUGUGCAGUGAGCGAGCCCGAGCCACGAUCGACGACCGUAGAACCCAGGGGAAACAAUCGCGUCGUCUCUUCGACGUGGCUCUCGGCGCUCGACGUGGCGCGCACGGGAACGGUGCGAGUGUUGACAGUGGUUCGUCGGUCCCCUUGACGUGCCGUGCUCCAGCCGGCGUUUCCGUGGCACCGCUCAUCGCCCUCGCGCGUUCCUGCCGCGCGAGAGCGGCUUCUUCCUCCGCGGCUCCGCCGAGCCGCGCACAGCCGGCUGACAGACACGCCGUUCGCGACGGCGGCAUCCUCGGCACGGCGAGGCACGUCGUCAUGUGGCCGACGGCGCGAGGUACAUUAGUUGUUACUCUGGAAACGGAGAAGAAGCGUCGGACGUUCGGUAUGAGGUAAGCUGGGGCCGCAGCGGAAGACAUUGGAACGUGCGACGGAAAGGAAGAUACGUAGAUAGAAAAACGGACGUCGAGUGCGAACGAGUGCAAAAUGUCCGAAAAUGAGACGAAGUCGGCCUCGCCGAUACCCACGGUGAUGUGCGCGCAAUGCUGCAGCAACGACAGCGGUGGUGAUAGCGGUGGCGGCGGCGGAGGAGGCGGCGGUGGUCUGGGGACCAUGCAAUGCCCAGCCUUGCAGGUCACCUCGCGGAUGCUGCGCUCGCCGAGUCACGAGAGCGUUACCACCGAUCUGUCGCUCUUCAGCGUGUCGUCGAUCGCCAGCGAUCUGCGCAGCGCCAACAGGUUGGUCACUUUCAAGUCCUACAGCGACGCGCAACUCACCGGCCGGGGGCCCUCACCGAAACCGGACUCCCGACAGAUUCAGGGUAACAGGCCGGCGGACAUUCCCGAGAUUUUAUGGUUCGAGGAGGAGAACGAACUGAUCCGCAGCUGCGGCGUUCUAUCGUCAGCAUUGGGACUGCGCAAGAGCUUCAGCACGAGCGACGUGUCGCAGCUUCCCAGCCCGGACGCGGCCGGGGCCGGUGGCCUACGAACGGCGGUGUCCGCGCUGGCCCUCGACACUGCCCAGCGCAACACCCUGCUGCUGGAGUCCUGCAGACUCGACCACGCUUCGAGGUCCUGCAGCACCUGGGUCGCCGUGGGCGAGCCCGUGGCCAGCACGUCCCAGCUUCCCAGCCCGCACGGCGGAGCCGCGCAGGAACAGCAGCCUCAGCAGCAGUCGCAGUCGCAGCAGCUCCAGUCGCAGCAGUCUUCUUCGAAUGCUCAAUCGGUGCCGCAACUACCACCGCAACCACCGGCACCGCCGCCACCACCACCCGUGCCCUUCACUGGAGCGGACCUCGUCAGGUCCGUCAAUAAGAAAGUCCGACAGAACUACAUACGACGAAGGCUACUAACCACGUACCGCGCUUUGGAGCGCCUCUCGCAGAGCGAAUUUAAUCUAGACCAGCUGGAAGCGGCGGCCACCGCGGCGCAAAGCUCCCACGGAGCCACUUUGCUGGUGCCCGGCACGACCGCCGGGGUUCCUGGUGCUUCCUUGAUCGGACGGAAGGAGCGGAAUCACGCGCUGACAGUGCGGGACGUCGAGAGAGAACGCGGAAAUCAGCUGUCCAAGUAUGAAAGGAACAUGAUGAUCUUUAAUUGGCUUCACACUUUGGACGACAGCGCGGUCGUAGACAGCGUCGAAUAAGGGACAGGGGGAAAAACCUCCCCAGCAUCUCCCGCAACUCCGACAACGUGCGACCUAUCGUGCCUAAGUCUCUUCCUCCUCGACUCGAUUACUCUAUCGAAGACGCUUCGUUGACAUCAUACUGUCGCACCUCGGAGAAUACCGCUAAUAUGUAAGACUUCUGAGCUUACUGUUAACUAUAUUGAGUUAUGACGUCUAAAGCGAAAAAAUAUCUUUCUCUUGCACUAUUCAUCGAAAUAAAUUAGUUUUUUUUUCGAAUGCUCCUCACUCUCAUCUUUCGUAAGAUGGAAAAAAGUGCAUAAGACUCCGCUCUUGGUCCCCUUCUUCGUUAAUCUCUCGUCUAGCGGAUGCCGGGCUUGCUCAGAUCACUCUCUGUUGAACGGUCAAAGCGUUAGAUGUCAAAGCGUUUAUUUUAUCCUUCCCUCGUGUUAAGAUAUCAAGGGAUGCGCUUAGGUGCAGUCAGGGGAGAGACGAGUUAAUAUUCAACAGAGAUGAGAUAGAGUGUUCGUCAGGCGAGAAUCAAUAAAUUAUGCAAUUCAAUCUGAAUGUAUACUCAAUAUUUUUAUAACAAAAAUAGGCCUCGUAAUUACGAUUAGGUUUUACAGCUAUUAAUAUCUCUUGAAUUGAGAAGAGAUUCCGACAUUUUAGCUUAUUUUAUUAUCCUCUAAGUUUAUUCUAUUGAGUACAAAUAGUAGCAUGGUGUAAAGAGACUAAUUUAUUCCAAUGUACGUUGCGAGAAUAAAUCGCUUCUAUGAAUGUGAUGUAUAGUAUGGUCAUAUCAUAAGCGUGAUCUCUCGCGUCUGAUGUCAUAAUGCAAUAUGGCUGCAAUAAUGAGCCAGGAGCUAUUAGCUAAAGUAACUAUCGCAAGACAUCCGUCCCUCCUCGUCCAGCGAUUGGCGUCGCUUAACGAGUGUAUCCGAAGCAUUUCGUAUAGAGCGAAAUUCCAUUCCAUCGGCCGCAUACAAAGCGCGUACGCAUGCAAGCUGUGGGCCUUAUAGCGAAUUCGGUCGGAUUACUCCACACUGAUGCGCACUGAAAGGCACAUAAUUAUCUAAAUUCUAAAACAAAGGAACAUACAUAAACAUGUGAUAACGUAGAUUAAAACAUAAGAGACGUGUGUUCUCUUACGCGUUGAAGGGAUGAAGCAAAAGGAUUGACUCUUUUUGUCGAAAUAGUAAAUGUGAAAAAAAAAAUUUUAAACAUAAGUUUUGCACUUUCACAGGCACACUUUUUGAAGACGUAUUCCAAAUCGUUUGAGAAUAUUAUAUCUCUCGAAAUACCCCGCCGGCCGUUUAAAUCAUUUUUAUGACAAAGUUAAAACUUAUUUAAAUCCAACUAUAUGUAAAAAAACUCUCGGAAGCGAUAAUGAGAGAGAAAGAGGAAAGUGGCGAGAGACAAAAUUGCGCGUGUUUCUUGGUAAGUGAAAAAAUAUAACGUAAGUUUAUUUUCGCUGAUAUCCAAUAAAUCGUUAUAUUAUUUAGCAGAAAAUGUCGACUAUUUGAAAACACUUACGUUCUGCCGUUGCACUUAUAUAUCACGAAUAAAACAGUAGCCUGUAUAGUACGCAUUAGUCUGGAAUAGUGAAACCAACUAAAUUGAUUAUUAGAAACAAAUUGACGACUUGGAGAAAUAUCCCCAAGUGCAGUACGAUGAGUGUACACGUGUACGUGUACUUUUGGCAUUCUAGUGAUGAGCUGAUUAUAGAAAUCUUUUAUUCGUAUCUCAUCCGAAUAAUUCAUUGGUUAAAUUAAGGAAGUAACUUCGGAGAUUAGAAAUAUUUCUACGAUAUAACGAUAACAACAUGAAUACAAUAUUUUUAUGCGAGAUCUCAUGAAACUUUUUCGUAGAACUCUUCUACAGGUCAGUAUUCGCAAAUUCAGUUUGCCAAAAGAUUCAAUAGAAUGGAGUAGAGACUGACAUUAAUAAUCAGUAAUUUAACAGUUAGCAAUUCUGUAGCGAAGUUUGCAUUGAAGAAAGCCAACGUAUAAACUGAAAGAAUGUACAUACAUCUUGUGUUACGUACGUAGACACAUAUCGAUGAGAAAUUUUCAGUCAACGGAACGUAAAAGCGUCGAGCGGUACCAAGCUGUUGCUUAGAGUGACGAAAUUUUAACAAUAACUGUAGACUGAGAAUCUUACAAUCGUUUUGCAUUUCCAAUUUGCAUGGACUCGAAAAGGAUAUCGUGUAUAAAGAUUUAACAAUGCGAGACGCAAUCCAAAGGAACCUUACUUGUGAAAUGUGAACGAUGAUACGCACGAUUCAGCGUACGAACUUUUGUGAUUGUAUAACCGGCAUGAGAAGAACUAGUCUGUGAAAUUCCGUUUAUUCUGAACGUUACACGAAGGAACUUGGUGCCGGGGUAAAAUGUUAUUCAGAGUGCACGCCUAAAAAUAUUUAAUUCUAUGCGUGUACCUUAUGAAAAUCUUGAUUGUCCAGUGUAAACAGAAAACCCGGAACAAUGUACUUCCUGCCUGACUAAUUAAACGACAGAUCACAUCAGUAUUACGCGCCGCGGCCCAGCGAGAUACCAAAGUGUUUUUGGAAUAGUAAAUGGAUGUGUGAUGACACAUACAAUUAAUGUGCUUUUAUGUAUGUUAAAUGUUUCCUUCCUUCCAUAUGUAAUAUUCGCUAACGUCGCGAUAUUAUCUGGUACAGAGAACAAAUAUAAGAUUUAUUAAGUAUUCUAUAUCUAUACACACGGACCUUGUCUUUGUAAUUAAAGAUAAGAAAUAUGAAAGUAAGAAGAAAAAGCAGGUAAGGUAACUGUCGCGACUGUCGGAUUCUAUCUAUUAAUAUUUUAUAGAAGGAAAGAAUCCGAGCUUUUGCAAUUUUGUGGCAUAAUUUUUUUAUCGAGUGCCUAGAGUAUGAAAGAUUUAUAAGGAAAGACCUCUAUUAUAAGAUGGGAUCCUAAUGUGAGAUAGCAGGUUUUCAACGUCCAAAUUCAAUCACAAAUCUUUUUUUCGCAACGAUUACAC